Molecule: messenger RNA, 2984 nt
Organism: Entelurus aequoreus (snake pipefish)
Lineage: Eukaryota; Metazoa; Chordata; Actinopteri; Syngnathiformes; Syngnathidae
Product: keratin-associated protein 10-5-like
Exons: 5
Coding region: 497-1786 (429 amino acids)
Molecular function (GO): POU domain binding; DNA binding
Source: RefSeq, a predicted model, not a curated record
CAAGGAAGGCGGGGUACACCCUGGACAAUGAAGGCAGGGUACACCCUGGACAAUGAAGGCAGGGUACACCCUGGACAAGGAAGGCAGUGUACACCCUGGACAAGGAAGGCAGUGUACACCCUGGACAAGGAAGGCGGGGUACACCCUGGACAAUGAAGGCAGGGUACACCCUGGACAAGGAAGGCAGUGUACACCCUGGACAAGGAAGGUGGGGUACACCCCGGACAAGGAAGAUGGGGUAUCAGGGCCGGCCCGUGGCAUAGGCCAUAUAGGCAAAUGCUAAGGGCGCCGUCCAUCAGGGGGCGCCACGCCAGUGCCACAAAUGUUGGAGAAAAAAAAAAAAGAAAAAAAAAGUUGGUACUAUUAUUUCUAAAUACAAAAAAUAAUCCCACGUUAAUUAAAAUGCAAAGUAAAGCCUAUUUAAUAGAAAUAUUAUUUGCCACAGCAUUGCCCCCCCCCCCCCCCCCGCACGGUGCGCCCCCUCCCUUCCCGUAUCAUGACUCUUUUUGGACGUCACCACAUCAAAAAAAUCAACACAAGAUGUCAAAACGGCCAAAACUGUCAGGUGCCAAGGGAAGAAAAAAGAGAAAAGAAGAGGAGAAACGAGAAAAAGACAGAGGUAGCAGCACGCAGGCCAAGACCUUACCAGGGUGUGCGAGUCAAAGAUCCAGUCAAAGAGCUGCUGAGAAGGAAAAGAAUGAACACUGUGGAAAUGAUUACCUACAACACGCAGUCGUCACAUACACAAGUGUCCAGCCAUGACUGGCGGUCAUGUGACGCACACGUCAAAGGUGCACAGUGGAUGUUGUCUCUACCUGCCAGCAGGACCACAUCGGAGCCUGCCGGACCAGCCUGCUCCACACCUGCCUACUCCACACCUGCCUUCUCCACACCAGCCUGCUCCACACCUGCCUACUCCACACCACCUGCCUUCUCCACACCUGCCUUCUCCACACCAGCCUGCUCCACACCUGUCAUCUCCACACCAGCCUGCUCCACACCUGCCUGCGCCCCACCUGUCAUCUCCACACCAGCCUGCUCCACACCUGCCUGCGCCCCACCUGUCUUCUCCACACCAGCCUGCUCCACACCUACCUGCUCCACACCAGCCUGCUCCACACCAGCCUGCUCCACACCAGCCUGCGCCCCAACUGUCUUCUCCACACCAGCCUGCUCCACACCGACCUGCUCCACACCAGCCUGCUCCACACCUGCCUGCUCCACACUUGAUGACCAGCAGCAGUCCACUCAGCAUCACAUGACCUCAGCUGUUGCCAUGCCAACUGUGUGCCCCACCUGCACCAUCAUGACACCACUGCUAGCUAACUUUGGGACCUUACCUGCAUGCUCCCUUCCUCACCUGGAUCUCCCAGAACCAGGAGUGGCUUACAUCCCCUGGUCCCAAGCCCUCACACCGAGCUCAGGGGUCCAGAUUGUCCCAAGAUCUGCGAGUCAAUCAGGGUCUUCGCUGGUCCACAUGCCUUUGUCCGUGUCUCUGUCCACUUGGGUCCCUCAACAAGACGGCCAAGGUCUAUAUUAUGAGUCCCGGAACCUGGAGCCUCUGCAAUAUCCAGAACUAGUGGACCUCAAGACCCACAAUGAGGCGCUGGAAGAAGACCGAGGAGCAGAUUUGGAAGCUCCAAACCUACUCGAUACAAUUCUGGAGGAUCAGAGAAGAGAUGAUCAGUUGAAAGGCAAGAAGUCAUGCAGUACUUCAAUCUUUGUAACAAAUACUUGUGAUUUUCAGACCAAAUACUAUACAAUCUUUGGACCAAAUACUUUGUAAUCUUCAGACCAAAUACUGUACAAUCUUUGGACCAAAUACUUUGUAAUCUUCAGACCAAAUACUAUACAAUCUUUGGACCAAAUACUUUGUAAUCUUCAGACCAAAUACUGUACAAUCUUUGGACCAAAUACUUUGUAAUCUUCAGACCAAAUACUGUACAAUCUUUGGACCAAAUACUUUGUAAUCUUCAGACCAAAUACUGUACAAUCUUUGGACCAAAUACUUUGUAAUCUUCAGACCAAAUACUGUACAAUCUUUGGACCAAAUACUUUGUAAUCUUCAGACCAAAUACUGUACAAUCUUUGGACCAAAUACUUUGUAAUCUUCAGACCAAAUACUGUACAAUCUUUGGACCAAAUACUUUGUAAUCUUCAGACCAAAUACUGUACAAUCUUUGGACCAAAUACUUUGUAAUCUUCAGACCAAAUACUGUACAAUCUUUGGACCAAAUACUUUGUAAUCUUCAGACCAAAUACUGUACAAUCUUUGGACCAAAUACUUUAUAAUUGUCAAGACUUGGUCCUUGGCGUGGUUUGUUCUCCCAGAAGGCAACGGAAAAUUGGCGCGUGCCAGACGUGAUAUUAAAUACGUUUAUUAAAAUUAAUCAAAAAAGGUGCAGACAAAAAGCGCUCACAGCAGAGGUAAAAAACUUGAGUAGGAAAACAAAAGGCGCGCACAAUGGCGGAGAACUAUAAACAUUAAAGAAAAACUUACUUGACAAGGAACUGUGGACAUGGCGUGAAGAAGCGCGAUCAUAAAGGGUGCAGAGCAUAAAUGUGUGGAGAAAGUGAUGUCGCCAGGCAGACUAACAGAAAACAAUGGACUUCAAUAAUAGACAUGAUUGGUGAAAACAGGUGCGUGACUCCAAACGUGAAACAGGUGCGUGACAGGACAGGUGAAAACUAAUGAGUUGCUAUGGAAACAAACAAACAAGGAAGUGCAACCAGGAACUAAAAAGAGUCCAAAAAACAAACAACACAUGGCCAAAAACAAAAACAUGAACAGACAUGACAGUAAUCUUCGGACCAAAUACUUUAUCAGCUUUGGAAACAAUACUUUAUCUUCUUCAGACCAAAUACUUUAUCAGCUUUGGAAACAAUACUUUAUCUUCUUCAGACCAAAUACUUUAUCAGCUUUGGAAACAAUACUUUAUCUUCUUCAGACCAAAUACUUUAUCAGCUUUGGAAACAAUACUUUA